CGACUUGACUCGCAAUCAACGCAAGCAAGCGCCUCGUCUCUCCACCCAGCAUGCUGUCGUCUUGAUUCAGUAUGGAGGCGCUCUUCUCUGAUCUCCGCUCGAGAAACACCGAGACCCGCUUACGGGCCGCAAAUGACCUACGAGACUAUGUCAUUGCCACAUCGAGAGAGCUGUCUGGCGAAGCCUUCACGCGCUUCAACAAUGAGAUCAACAAGAAGAUUUUCGAACUGAUACAUUCUCAUGACAAUCAUGAGAAGUUGGGUGCCAUUGUUGCAAUUGACCGGCUCAUUGAGUUUGAGAGCGAGGACGGCAAUACAAAGAUUACACGAUUCGCCAACUAUUUACGCAUUGUCUUGCCCGGCAACGAUCAGCAAGCAAUGACACUUGCGGCAAAGGCGCUUGGGAAGUUAGCCGUCAGUGGAGGCGUUUUGACGGCAGAGUUUGUCGAGUUUGAAAUAAAACGUUCUCUAGAAUGGCUUCAGGGCGAUCGCAACGAGAAUCGACGGAUGGCUGCCGUCCUGGUCAUUCGAGAGUUCGCCAUCAAUGCGCCUACACUAAUCUAUUCUUACGUCUCUCAGAUACUGGAUCUGCUCUGGAUGGCUCUGCGCGACCCAAAAGUUGUGAUUCGAAUUAGCGCAGCAGAUGCCUUGUCUAGCUGCCUGGAUAUUGUCUUUCAGCGCGAAGGUGCCCUACGGACGCAGUGGUAUAUUCGCAUACUGGACGAGGCUGAUCAUGGCUUCAAAAGUAGCAGCGUCGAAGUGAUACACGGUAGCCUCCUGGCUUAUCGGGCCCUGCUGCUCAAGGCAGGCAUGUUUAUGCACGAGCGCUAUCGAGCAACUUGCGACCUUGUUCUGCGAUACAAGGACCACAGGGACUCAUUAGUCCGCCGCAUGGUCGUUUCUCUCAUCCCUGCCCUCGCCUCGUACAACCCAAGCGACUUCACUAGCAGCUAUCUUACCAAAAGCAUGUCUUAUUUGCUUGCGCAGCUUAAGAAAGAGCGCGACCGAACAUCGUCGUAUGUGGCUAUUGGAGAAGUGGCGAUUGCUGUCAAGUCUGCAAUGAACCCAUAUCUUGAUGCUAUUCUCGCCAAUGUCCGUGAGGGCCUUGCUACAAAAGGUCGAGCACGGCGCGAGAAUGAGACGGCCAUCUUUCAAUGCAUUUCAAUGCUGGCGAUAGCAGUUGGGCAAGCACUCAAACCUCACAUGCAUGAGCUACUCGACAUGAUGUUUGCUUGUGGUCUUUCAGAGACAUUGCGAAAUGCUCUCGUUGAUUUGGCACACCAUAUUCCACCUCUGCUGCCUACUAUCCAAGAGCGACUGCUUAACUUGCUGUCCCUUAUCUUGAGUGGCAGACCUUUUCGUCCGCCAGGGGCACCCACUGCAAUGGUGACGAGUCACCCGUCGCGCGAGGCUCGUGAUGCGCUUGCAAUCGAGGGUCGAGAUGCGGAUCUUGUGAGUCUAGCAUUGACGACAUUAGGGACUUUCGACUUUACAAAUAAUGUGCUGAAUGAACUUGUGCGAGAUUGUGUCAUCUCUUACCUCGAAGAUGACAACAGUGAAGUACGCAAAGCAGCCGCGUUGACGGCCUGUCAGCUUUUUGUCCGGGAUCCCAUUUGUUUUCAAACAAGCAAUCACGCAAUUCAACUUGUCGGAGAGGUCCUCGAGAAGCUCCUAACUGUCGGCAUCGCCGAUCCAGAUUCGUCAAUCAGAUUGAUCGUGUUGAGCUCUCUGGACGAAAGAUUUGACCGCCAUCUGGCUCAGGCUGAGAAUGUCCGCAGCUUGUUCAUUGCUCUCAAUGAUGAAGUCUUUGAAAUUCGCCAAAUCACAAUCAGCAUAAUUGGGCGGCUCACUUAUCACAACCCAGCAUAUGUCAUGCCAAGUUUGCGCAAGACGCUAAUUCAGCUGUUGACUGAGCUUGAAUUUUCCGGUGUGUCUAGAAACAAGGAAGAGUCGGCGCGUUUGUUGUCUCUUUUAAUCGCUGCUGCUAGCAAGCUCAUCAAGCCGUAUGUGGAUCCAAUGCUCAAAGUCAUGCUGCCGAGAGCACGCGAUCCCAGCCCUGGUGUGGCGAGCAGCGUGUUGGCCGCCCUCGGCGAGUUGUCCACUGUGGGUGGCGAAGAUCUUCUCACUUAUUUGGACGACCUGAUGCCCCUGAUUAUCGAGACUUUGCAGGAUCAAAGCUCUACCGUCAAACGCGAUGCGGCUCUUCGAACAUUAGGGCAGCUUGCCAGUGCUUCUGGCUAUGUCAUUGAUCCUUAUCUUGACUAUCCAGCGCUGCUCAAUAUCCUUAUAAGCUUCUUGAAGUCCGAACAAGCGGGCUCAAUCCGAAGAGAGACUGUCAAGCUUAUUGGUAUUCUUGGAGCGCUAGAUCCCUACCGGCAUCAGAUGCUUGAGCGAGGCCCUGAGGAUCAUCUUCCAGAGCAAAAGGCCUUGACACAAGAUGCAUCCCUCUUAGUGACUGGUAUGGGACCUUCUGCAGAGGAAUACUAUCCGACAGUCGUCAUCACCACUUUGAUGAGCAUCUUGAAGGAUCAGUCUUUGAGCACGCAUCACACAGCCGUCAUCCAAGCAAUCAUGUAUAUCUUCAAGACACUUGGACUCAAAUGCGUGCCAUUCCUUUCCCAGAUCAUUCCGGGCUUCAUUCUCGUCAUGCGAACCUCAUCGCCAAAUAUUCUCGAGUUCUACUUCCAGCAGCUUGGCAUUCUCAUUUCCAUUGUGAAGCAGCAUAUUCGCAAUUUCUUGCCAGACAUUUUUCAGCUCAUUCGAGACUUUUGGAAUCCAACAUCCAACUUGCAGCUCACCAUCCUAGCUUUGGUUGAAUCCAUUGCUCGCGCGCUCGAAGGAGAGUUCAAAGUCUUUUUGCCGUCGCUCUUGCCGCUCAUGCUUCAAAUUUUCGACGCCGACAACUCGCCUCAGCGCAUUACCACUCAAAAGGUGUUGCACGCUUUCAUUGUCUUUGGCGCCAAUGUAGAGGAGUACAUGCACUUGAUCCUGCCAGUUAUUGUUCGUGGAUUGGAGCGCACCGACGUGCCUAUUUCCCUUCGAAAGUCUUCAAUACAUGCGAUAGCGCAGCUCUCGAGGAAAGUCAAUUUCUCUGAUCUCUCCUCUCGCAUCAUACAUCCUCUUGCCAGAGUCUUGGCGACUGGCCCACAUGAGCUGAAAAUGGCAGCCAUGGACUGUCUUUGUGCGCUCGUCUUUCAGCUUGGCUACGACUAUGCCAUUUUCAUUCCAAUGGUCAACAAAUGCCUCAUAACCAACAAAAUACAGCAUUCCAACUACGAUUUACUCGUUUCCAAGUUACUGAAGGGCGAAUCGCUGCCGCAAGAUUUGAACCCCGAUGUGAGCUUUGGCGAUCUUCGCGAAGGCGAUGCAACGUCAGCAGAAAUGGCGGCAAAGAAGCUGCCCGUCAACCAGCAACACCUCAAAAAUGCUUGGGAAGCCUCUCAGCGCUCUACAAGAGAUGAUUGGCAAGAGUGGAUCCGCCGACUUUCGGUGGAAUUGCUCAACGAAUCACCAUCGCAUGCAUUGAGAGCAUGCGCUGGCCUGGCAGGAUUGUACUAUCCCCUUGCUCGCGAGCUGUUCAACGCCGCCUUUGUUUCUUGCUGGACAGAACUAUACGAGCAAUACCAAGACGAGCUCGUUCGUGCCAUCGAGACUGCUUUGACUUCGCCAAAUAUCCCGCCAGAAAUUCUCCAAGCUCUUCUCAAUCUUGCUGAAUUCAUGGAGCACGAUGACAAGGCCCUUCCAAUUGAUAUUCGCACGCUAGGUUCCUACGCUGCAAAGUGUCAUGCUUUUGCCAAGGCGCUUCAUUACAAGGAGCUUGAAUUUAUCUCAGAGCCCAGCGCAGAAACGAUCGAAAGUCUUAUCAGCAUCAACAACCAGUUGCAGCAGCCAGACGCUGCUAUUGGCAUCUUGACCAAUGCUCAACAGCAUGAUGAUCUUGAGCUCAAGGAAACCUGGUAUGAGAAGUUGCAGCGGUGGGAAGAUGCACUGCAUGCUUAUGAGAAGAGAAGCUCAGAGGAGCAAAAGACAUUUGCCGUAACAAUGGGCAAAAUGCGCUGUUUGCACGCUUUGGGCGAGUGGGACUACUUGUCGCAGCUUGCACAAGACAAAUGGAUCCACGCUGGCCAUGACGUGAGAAGGUCAAUUGCUCCGCUCGCUGCGGCCGCCGCUUGGGGACUCGGACAAUGGGAGCUCAUGGACGAUUACAUUGGCGUCAUGAAGGCUGACGCUCCGGACAAGGCAUUUUUCAAAGCCAUCAUCUCGCUGCAUCGAAAUCAGUUCCCUGAAGCGCUACUACAUAUUACGCGUGCACGCGAUCUUCUCGAUACAGAGCUCACCGCUCUUGUUGGAGAAAGCUACAACAGAGCCUACAGUGUGGCAGUCCGAGUGCAGAUGCUAGCGGAACUAGAGGAAAUCAUCACAUACAAGCAAAGCAAGGAUCUGCCCGCUCGCCAGGCGAUUAUGCGGAAAACCUGGAUGAAGCGAUUGAAGGGCUGUCAACGCAAUGUUGAAGUAUGGCAGCGCAUGCUCAAGGUGCGGGCCCUCGUUAUUUCUCCAGGAGAAAACAUGGAGAUGUGGAUCAAAUUUGCCAAUUUAUGUCGCAAAUCAGGUCGUCUUGGAUUGGCAGAAAAGUCGCUCAACUCGUUGCUACCAGAAGGUGCUGUCGCUGGAGAUUUGACCCUUGCGCAGCCUCGCGUUGUCUAUGCUCAUUUGAAGUAUCAAUAUGAGACACAAGACAAAGCAUUGGCUUUGAGCAAAUUGCAAGAGUUUACCACGCGCAUGUCUGCAGAUCUCGGUAUGGAUGAGCGCACCAUCAAACAAACUUCUGCUGUUCGCCAAGAGUCACUGCAGACUGAUGUUGCAGACUAUUACAAAUUGCUCGCUCGCUGUUACAAUAAGCAAGGCGAGUGGCAGGUUGCCCUCGAGCGGGAUUGGACAAUCAACAAUACAGAAGAAGUCUUGCAAUCAUAUCACUUGGCGACGCAAUUUGAUAAAGAUUGGUACAAAGCAUGGCAUUCUUGGGCUCUGGCCAAUUUCGAUGUCAUUCAGCAGGCAGAGGCAACGGAUGAGGGCGUGACGCAUGAUAUGUAUGCGAAGCGUAUUCGGCCAGCUGUCCAGGCAUUCUUCCGGUCUAUUGCACUGAGCAGCGGCAAUUCACUGCAGGACACGCUCCGUUUGUUGAGCCUGUGGUUCAAGUACGCCAAUAAUCAUGAUGUGAGCCAAGCCAUCACUGAAGGCUUCACCACUGUCAGUAUCGACACUUGGUUGGAAGUCAUUCCUCAGCUGAUUGCUCGAAUUCAUGCGGCCGGCGCCAAUGUCAGAAGACUCAUCCACCUACUGCUUGCAGACGUGGGUCGAGCUCAUCCACAGGCAUUGGUUUAUCCACUGACGGUUGCGUCCAAGUCUCAGAGUGCAUCACGUCAAAGAGCCGCACUCGAUGUCAUGGAUAAGAUGAAAGUCCACAGCGCUAUUCUUGUCGAACAGGCUGAGCUGGUCAGUCACGAGCUGAUUCGUGUUGCAAUUUUGUGGCACGAACAAUGGCAUGAGGGCUUAGAAGAAGCUUCGCGCCUCUAUUUUGGAGAUCGCAAUAUCGAGGCAAUGUUUGCUACGCUUGAGCCACUCCACGAACUACUCGAGCGCGGCCCAGAGACUUUGAGGGAAACCUCAUUCAAUCAGGCAUUUGGAAGAGAUUUGCAGGAAGCGCGAAGCUGGUGUGCUAAGUACAAGCGCACACAGGAAACGGCCGACUUAAAUGCCGCCUGGGACCUCUACUACCAGGUGUUCCGCAAGAUCAGCAGGCAAUUACCCCAGCUCACCACAUUAGAGCUCCAAUACGUCUCUCCAAAGUUGCUUGAAGCCCAAGAUUUGGAGCUCGCAGUGCCUGGCACAUAUCACUCUGGUCGCGAAAUCAUCAAGAUCGGCAGCUUUGCAUCAACAUUCAAUGUCAUUACUUCAAAGCAACGUCCUCGUCGGUUGACAAUGAAGGGUAGUGACGGCAAAGAUUAUCAGUAUGUGCUCAAGGGUCACGAGGAUAUUCGACAGGAUGAGCGUGUCAUGCAACUAUUUGGAUUGGUCAACACCUUGCUUUCUAUUGACUCUGAGAGCUUCAAGCGCCACCUCAACAUUCAACGGUAUCCCGUCAUCCCGCUGUCUCCCAAUUCUGGUCUCCUGGGCUGGGUGCCUGAUUCGGAUACACUGCAUGUUCUUAUCCGUGACUACAGGGAUUCGCGCAAGAUCUUGCUAAAUAUUGAACAUCGAUUGAUGCUUCAAAUGGCGCCAGAUUACGACAAUUUGACCCUCUUGCAAAAAGUCGAGGUGUUUGAAUAUGCGCUGGACAACACGACAGGACAAGACCUUUACCGUGUCUUGUGGCUCAAGUCGCGCAGUUCCGAGGCAUGGUUGGAUCGUCGAACCAAUUAUACACGAUCUCUUGCAGUCAUGUCCAUGACAGGUUAUAUUUUGGGUCUGGGAGACCGUCACCCAUCCAAUUUGAUGCUUGACCGCUACACAGGCAAGGUUAUUCAUAUCGAUUUCGGAGACUGCUUCGAGGUUGCUAUGCACCGAGAAAAGUUUCCUGAGAGAAUCCCUUUUAGGUUGACACGUAUGUUGACCAAUGCCAUGGAAGUCAGUGGUAUCGAAGGAUCUUUCCGCAUCACUUGCGAGCACGUCAUGCGUGUGCUUCGAGAAAACAAGGAAUCACUGAUGGCCGUGCUGGAAGCAUUUGUGUACGAUCCACUCAUCAACUGGCGACUUUUGACCACGGGUCCAAGUCCGGGCGAUGGGCAAGGUCGUCGCACAUCUGUUGGCGAAGCGGAUGGUGAGGUUGACGAGAACCUAAUGGCAGUGCGGAGGACACGACCUGAUGAGAGUGAGCAAUUGCGCGAAGCUCAAAACAAGCCGGAGGUGUUGAAUCAGCGCGCAGUCAAUGUGUUGAACAGAGUGUCAAACAAGCUCACGGGGCGGGAUUUUAAACCAGACAAUGAGCUUGACGUCAAGAUUCAAGUGGAGAAGCUCAUUCAGCAAGCGACGUCCUUGGAGAAUCUAUGUCAGGCAUACAUUGGGUGGUGCGCAUUCUGGUGA
Protomyces lactucae-debilis is the source of this 7079-nucleotide messenger RNA. Its product is annotated as PtdIns-3-kinase tor2. The record is from RefSeq and is a predicted model, not a curated record. Gene Ontology annotation, cellular component: TORC1 complex; nucleus; TORC2 complex. The transcript is spliced from 5 exons. Bases 72 to 7079 code for a protein of 2335 amino acids. Gene Ontology annotation, molecular function: protein binding; protein serine/threonine kinase activity; protein-containing complex binding. NCBI's taxonomy places the organism in Eukaryota, Fungi, Ascomycota, Taphrinomycetes, Taphrinales, Protomycetaceae. Gene Ontology annotation, biological process: protein phosphorylation; TOR signaling; negative regulation of macroautophagy.